UUUAUGUUGCUGCAAAUCCUAAUCCUCUUCUUCCUUUAUCACCCUUUCAAAUUUUCCCUAUUUACCUUCUUCUCAAAUUUUCUUCUCUGCAUUGUUCUUCUGCAGCGCAAGAACAAUGGACAGUGGCGGCCACUACAACCCCCGCACCGUCGAAGAGGUUUUCCGGGACUUCAAGGGCCGCAGGUCUGGCAUGAUCAAAGCCCUUACCACUGAUGUUGAGGAGUUUUACCAGCAGUGCGAUCCUGAAAAGGAGAACCUAUGUCUAUAUGGAUUCCCCAAUGAACAAUGGGAAGUUAACUUGCCAGCUGAAGAAGUUCCUCCAGAACUUCCCGAGCCUGCAUUGGGCAUAAACUUUGCUAGGGAUGGGAUGCAAGAAAAGGACUGGUUAUCUUUAGUUGCUGUUCACAGUGAUGCAUGGUUACAGUCAGUGGCUUUCUACUUUGGAGCGAGAUUUGGUUUUGAUAAAGCUGACAGGAAACGCCUGUUCACUAUGAUUAAUGAUCUGCCUACUAUAUUCGAGGUCGUAACUGGAUCUGCAAUGAAACAGGCAAAGGAGAAGUCGUCAGACCGCAACAGCAGCAAAUCAAAGUCCGGUUCAAAGCGAGGAUCUGAGUCUGUGAAGUAUGUAAAGCAAGAAGUGAAGGAGGAGGAAGUAUUGGACGAAGAAGAAGACGAGGAACAUGGGGAGACCUUGUGUGGUGCUUGUGGGGAGAACUACGCAUCCGAUGAGUUCUGGAUUUGUUGCGACAUAUGCGAGAAGUGGUUUCAUGGCAAGUGUGUGAAGAUCACUCCUGCCCGGGCUGAGCACAUUAAACACUACAAGUGCCCCUCAUGCAGCAACAAGAGAGCAAAACCUUGAUAUCAUAUAUAUAAUAGGGUUAUGGGGUAGGUAUCAGACCCCUGUAAAUCAUGCUGGACUGCUAACUUGUUAGUUCCUUAGGCAUUCUGCAUUGUACCCUGUUGGUGCAUCGUAGGUAUUCACUAGUUUGGUCUCUAGUCAACUCAAUGUGGAUAUAAUUAUUCAACAUUUGAUAGUUUUCUGCUUCUGAACUUCUAUAACCUGUUCCCCUUCAUUGGGAUAUGUCUGUUCUUAUUACCUUACAACAUAUGUGCAGCAGCUUCAUUUGUGCU
Molecule: messenger RNA, 1131 nt
Organism: Vigna unguiculata (cowpea)
Lineage: Eukaryota; Viridiplantae; Streptophyta; Magnoliopsida; Fabales; Fabaceae
Product: PHD finger protein ALFIN-LIKE 5-like
Biological process (GO): regulation of DNA-templated transcription
Cellular component (GO): nucleus
Molecular function (GO): transcription cis-regulatory region binding; transcription coregulator activity; histone binding
Source: RefSeq, a predicted model, not a curated record